AUGCUUCUCGAGCAUCUGAACCCCUGGUACCGCCCACCGUCCGAAUUCGACCCAGCAUCCCUAGCCGCCCUCUCAUUCCAAGCGCCCGUCAAGCUCCUACUCCACCACACCUACCAGUUCCUCAGCCAGCUGCACUCGACGCCCAAGCCCCGCCAGGACCUUCCCAUACGCGUCGUGUGCAUAUCAAACACGCACAGCCAGAUCCCCGACCAUGUCCCCGAUGGCGACGUGCUCAUCCACGCUGGCGACAUGACCAACGAGGGCAGCGUGGCCGAGAUACAAAAGCAGAUUGACUGGCUGAGCGCGCUGCCGCACCGGGAAAUCGUAGUCAUUGCCGGGAACCACGACACGUUUCUCGAUCCGAGGGUGCGGGCUUCGCUGCCGGAAGCGCAGCGUCGAGGCGCGUUGAAUUGGAAGAGAGUGCAUUACUUGCAGCAUCGACGCGUCAGUCUCACAAUCAAGGUCCAGCCACGUGUGCAUGGCGACGACGAUGCUGUUGCUGGUAUCAGUGUGAACACGCCGUUGCUGGCUGCGGAGCAGUGCCAGAGACGCAUACGUAUAUAUGGCGCGCCGCAGAUACCCGCCUGUGGGCCGAUGAAUGUUCACGCGUUCCAGUACGAGCGGGGUCAAGAUGCGUGGUCCGAGACUGUGCCUGAGGACAUAGAUAUUCUGGUCACGCAUACACCACCGAAAUUCUACCGCGACCUUUCGUUGCCAGUGGGCCUGGGCUGCGAGCACCUGCUGGCCGAGGUUCGGCGUGUGAAGCCUGCUCUACAUGUCUUUGGUCACGUACACUGGGGGGCUGGACAGACGGUCGUCUGGUGGGACAAGGCACACGAUGCCUAUGUGCAAGGGCUAUCAAUCCAGUCCAAAUGGACUCGUGGGCUGUUGAACCCAAUCCUAUGGUGGAAUGUCGUAAGGGUCAUAUACCGCGGCAUAAGGGAACUACUAUGGGAUCGUGUAUGGGGAGGCCAAAGUCCCAAUACUAUCAUGGUCAACGCAGCCCAGAUGCAUGGAAACACAGGGCGUCUGGCCAACUCCAUCCAAGUCGUCGACAUCUAA
Messenger RNA from Bipolaris victoriae FI3, 1062 nucleotides. RefSeq lists its product as hypothetical. Gene Ontology annotation, molecular function: hydrolase activity. The coding region runs from base 1 to 1062 and encodes 353 amino acids. The record is from RefSeq and is a predicted model, not a curated record. Lineage: Eukaryota; Fungi; Ascomycota; Dothideomycetes; Pleosporales; Pleosporaceae. The transcript has a single exon.